AUGAAUAAACCUGGUUCAGACAAUGAGGGUCAGGGUGAUUUAGUGCAGGAGCUAACAACCGAGGACCUGCUGAAAGAGACAAAGAAAAAUGGCAGGAACUUCUGGUUUAAAUUGAAAACGGACCAACAUUUCCGAAGUAAAUUCCUACUGACAAUAGCAUACAUUGCCUCUUUUCUUACAUUAGGAUGGGGCGAGGGACAGUUCGGACCAACAUUUCCAGAUCUGCUACAUAUCACCAACACAAAACUGGAGAAAGGUUCCCUAUUCUUUACCAUGAAUACAGUAGGGUACCUCCUGGGGUCAAUUGUGAAUGGUUUCCUGUUUGACAAGCGUCUCCUGGAUAGAAACCUUUUGAUGUUUCUGAUCAUCGCCGGAUAUGGCGUCAUCCUUGCUGUCAUACCGUGGUGUGAAAUAUAUACAGUUAUGGUCAUCGUAUUCAUUAUAAAAGGGUCCUUUGCUGGGGGCCUGGAUACAUGCGGUAAUGCAGGACUACUAACUACAUGGGGCAAUGAAGGAAAUAUCUACUUUAGUGCAUUACAUUUUGCAUUUGCUGUUGGUGGAAUCCUAUCUCCUUUGAUAACUGCUCCUUACGUUAUGCCGCCCAGUGAUAACGUUCCCGUAAUGAAUCUCACAACAAGCACUGUCAAUUCUUCAGACAUUUCAAAUUUUACCAUUGGAAGGAAUGGAAGUAGUUACAACGUAACUAAACUGAUGGAAACUUCUGAAUCAAUGAUUUAUAUACCAUAUACUGUGACUGCAGGACUUUGUGUUAUGACCUCACUUCCGUUUUUAAUUUUUUGUGGUAUCUCUCUCCAGAAAAGACUUGACAGGGACACCUCGAAAGAACAAGAAGGAAAGAUUAAAAAGAAAUCAGCUCGACGUCUCCGAAUCACUGGUCUCAUAAUUAUUCUUUUUUACAUAGCCGUGUAUGUAGCUAUUGAUAAAUCAUUUACAGGAUUCUUGACGUCAUUUGUUACGUCACAGUUGAACUGGACAAAUGCUGACGGAAGUUAUCUCACUUCUGGAUACUGGACUUCAUUUUCUGUUGGACGCUUCCUUGGGAUUUUCCUAGUGCAAUGCGUUCGCCCGGCGAAAAUGCUAUUUUCAUUCAAUUUGAUGCUACUGAUAUCUCUUCUUGGCUUUCUACUGACGUCACUAUAUGACGUCAUUUAUGGUGUAUGGCUAUUUACUCUACUUAUUGGUUUUUCUUUGUCCAUCACUUUCCCAGUGGUGGUUAUGUGGACGGAACAAAAAUUUCUUCGGGUCAAUGGAAAAGUGGCUUCUAUGUUUCUGGUGGCUGCGUCCAUUGGUUUUAUUGUGAACCCUCCAUUCCUUGGGGGUUUAAUGGAGACUUACACCUCAAUGUGGUAUUGUUAUCUGUUAUUGGGGGAAUCAGUUUGCCUAUAUGUCCUUUACUGCACAGAUGUUUAUAUUUCACGAAAGAUCGCAUCAAGACAAACCCCCGCAGCAGACCAGGAACUUUCUGUUUUACCGGGAACGUAAUUCAGCUAUUUUCCUUGUUUCUAGAUGUUAAGAAAAAGUCCGUGUGGGAAAAGUAGGUUUUAUCGGCAAAGGAAAUGGAAACCACGCAGCAAUCUUAACAUAUGGCAUACAUUUACAAAUAUUCAUGUUUCGCUAUGUUCCACACAAAAACGUUCUAAUUUGCUGCUUGUUAAAUGGAGACAUUUCAAUGAUAUUAUUACAAUCUAGUGUUUUUUGAAAAAAUAUAUAUUUGCACAUUAAGUUAUUAGUAAGUAGUUAACUAAUUAAAAAGGUUAACCACAGGAAAUCAAACUACAUGUA
Molecule: messenger RNA, 1803 nt
Organism: Saccostrea cuccullata (small rock oyster)
Lineage: Eukaryota; Metazoa; Mollusca; Bivalvia; Ostreida; Ostreidae
Product: sodium-dependent glucose transporter 1A-like
Exons: 3
Coding region: 1-1503 (500 amino acids)
Source: RefSeq, a predicted model, not a curated record